AUGGUCAUUAAUCAGAAUUUUAAAAGGCAUCUUUCAUCAAUAUCAUCAUCCUCAUCCUCCUCUUCUACAUUUUCAUUAUCAUCUGCAUCAUCCCAGCACCAAAAGAAACGACAUAAACAAGCAAAGAGAAUAGCAGAAAUGCUUUUUUCAUCAUCAGGUUCAGCUAAAAAACAAAAAGAUCAAAAUCAGAGUUUAAACUCUUCUCCAAAUAAUUCAAGACCAUGUUCACCAAAUCUUUACUCUUUUACUCAAGAUGUUGUACCAAACUUCACUGGACGUAGACGCCGAGAGAGCGCCUUUGAUAUUAAUAAUAUUGUCAUUCCUUGUUGUAUAGUACCAGCCAUAAGGGUGGAGAAACUUCAGUAUAAAGAAAUAUUAACACCCAAGUAUGUAUUUAAAAUUGAAUGUGAUUACAAAUACAUAUCAAAACUUCUUGAGUAAUUUGAUAAUUUUAUGUAUAUUAAUCAGUUUUAAAGUAAGGUAUGCUCUAAUAUAUAUU
Centruroides sculpturatus (bark scorpion) is the source of this 499-nucleotide messenger RNA. RefSeq names its product KAT8 regulatory NSL complex subunit 1-like. Gene Ontology annotation, molecular function: histone acetyltransferase binding. The record is from RefSeq and is a predicted model, not a curated record. The coding region runs from base 1 to 441 and encodes 146 amino acids. The transcript is spliced from 4 exons. Lineage: Eukaryota; Metazoa; Arthropoda; Arachnida; Scorpiones; Buthidae. Gene Ontology annotation, cellular component: NSL complex.